This is a messenger RNA of Pungitius pungitius (ninespine stickleback), 7304 nucleotides long. RefSeq names its product PPFIA binding protein 2b (gene ppfibp2b). NCBI's taxonomy places the organism in Eukaryota, Metazoa, Chordata, Actinopteri, Perciformes, Gasterosteidae. The coding region runs from base 225 to 3488 and encodes 1087 amino acids. The record is from RefSeq and is a predicted model, not a curated record. Gene Ontology annotation, molecular function: protein binding. Gene Ontology annotation, biological process: neuromuscular junction development. The transcript is spliced from 30 exons. Gene Ontology annotation, cellular component: presynaptic active zone.
CGCUUCACUACAGCGGACCGCACAGUGGAGCGCGGUUCAAAGCGCAUGCAUGUGUGAGUCUUCUACGUGUGUCGAUCUGACUGUAUGUGUGCGUGUGUGUGUGUGUGUGCGUGCGUGUGUGUGUGUGUGUGUGCUCACAUUAACGCCAAGGAUCUCCAGCAAAACAAUCUGAAGGAUCUAGUUGGAUAAAGUGGGAUCGGAGUUGCAUCAAGACCUUAGAGCUGAUGCUUCCCGCCAUCACCGUGGAAACGGAGGCCAGUCAUAUGCUGGAGGCUGCACUGGAGCAGAUGGAUGACAUCAUUGCAGGUUCCAAAGCAGCGGUGGUGGGGUUUUCUAACAGCGCGUAUGAGCUGCCCUCCCCCCUCGGCGCGGCUCCCCUGCAGGUCGUGCAGUUGGCUGAGGACCUGAAAGCCGCCCUGGAGCUCCAACCCGACCAGGACGAGAGAGACGGCCUCAGGGCUCUGCUACCUCUGGGCACGGCACGGAUCCUCAUAGACUGGCUGCACAGUGGAACUGUGGACCUGUGUUCUCCAGCCAACAAUGAAAGCUACCAGGAACGACUGCUCCGCCUAGAAGGGGACAAGGAGUCCCUGGUGCUACAGGUGAGCGUUCUGACUGACCAGGUUGAGGCCCAGGGAGAGAAGAUCAGAGACCUGGAGAGCUGUCUGGAGGAGCACCGGAAGAAACUGGCUUCCACGGAGGAGAUGCUGCAACAGGAGCUGAUUAGCAGGACGUCUCUGGAGUCUCAGAAGCUGGACCUGAUGGACGAGGUGUCGCACCUCAAACUGGAGCUGGUCGGAAGGGAGAAGACACACACCACCACCCCGCUGCAAGACCCCGCCGACACCAGUCAGAACAAAGCCGAGUGUGUGGUAAAUUUCAUCAGUGAGCUCCAGGAGCAGAUGUGCAGGUUUCAGGAGGAGAUCAGCACUCGUAUCCAGGAGAAACGGGCCCUGGAGGAGAGGGAGACCCAGCAGGGGGGUGCCGCAGGUGGCCUGACCCAGUGCGUCAGCCCUCCGGCUGGGUUAGCCGGCUCGGACUGGAGGAAGCACAACGGAGGAGAGACUGUACACGAUUUGCUACAAGAAGUGAAGCAGCUGAGGAGCAGAUUGGAGGAACUGGAGGGGGAGAAGGGCCAAUACGAGAGGAAACUCAGAGCCACUAAGCUGUCCAGCUCUCACUCUCUCCAUGUGUGUUACCAGUCGCUCAUGACCCAGCUGUCCAGCCUCAAGCUGACGGUGGAGCACACGCAGUUGGAGAAGCAGCACUGGGAGGAGCGCUGGCGCGGCGCACAGGCACAGAUUUCAGAGCUGCAGCAGCUCGUGGCAACCAAAGAUGCUGAGAUCGAAUGUCUGCAGACCCAGCUGCUGGCCCGAGGCGGCUCAGCCAAUGACAACACAGAGAGAGAAGAGGUGUAUAUCAAGCAGCUGAUUAACAAAUACCAGGAAUACCAGAGGCUGAAGGUGGGGAUGGAAUCUUUGUUAUCUUCAAACGAAGAAAAGGACCGACGUAUAGAGGAGCUGACCGUCCUGCUUGGCCAGUACAGGAGGAUGAGGGACGCCAUGCCUCUCACACAGGGGAGCAGCGAAGAGGAGCUGGGCGGCAGUCUGAGGCUCGGAGCCGUCGCGCUGAAAGCACAAUCCUAUUCUGUCAGGUCAGAGAUGUCAUCUAGAGGCUCUUCUCCACUGAUGCUUUCUUCCUCUCUCUACCCGAGAGAAUUGGACUUCAGCGUCCAGAACUCCAUGGACACUCCGCAGGUGUCCACUGGGGACGCAAGCUUCUUUAAUGGCUCGUGGCAUCGGUGCAGGUUGCUGUCCAGCAGCCUGGAGGAGCUGCAGAGUGGAUCCUUCCAAAAGGCUGUACAGAUCCAGCCCCUUGAAACUGAAUCAGACACAAGGGCAGAGAAUGCUGAGAUGGAGGUGAGCAAGUACCAAACUUUACCGGGGAAACUGAAAGGUAAAAACAGCGAGCUGAGAGCCGAGCUGAAAGGAGACCGAGGGCGAGAUGGACACUAUUUAUCUUCUGACCAGGACCAGGACCAGGACUACAGUCUCAUCCGGUGCAGGAGUGCCAGUGCCCCGGCUUUAGGGCAUCCAGAAAAACUGGAGGAGAGUCUUCCGUCGGACCAGUCACCCCUGUCUUCUGGAGUGGACUCUGGGCAGCAGUCUCCGGUCUCACCAGAGGACAGGAAGAGUCACAGAGGCAUUAAGAAGUUGUGGGGAAAGAUCCGUCGCAGCCAGUCAGGCAGUCCGGCCCAAGUCCACGACCCCGAGCUGGCAGAGUUAAGGAGGGGGGGCUUCAGAGCCACAGCUGGACCGAGACUGGCCCGUCCAGGGAACACACGAGAGCUGAAGGGGCCUUUUUCUAAGUGGAGCACAGAUCAGGUGUGUGGUUGGCUGGAGCAGAUUGGACUGGGCCAGUAUGCCAUCCUUGCGUGCCACUGGGUCACUAGCGGUGAAACCCUGCUGUCGGCCACCCUGCAGGACCUGGAGAAGGAGCUGGCGAUGAAGAACCCACUCCACAGGAAGAAGCUCCAGUUAGCCAUCAAGGCGCUCAGCAGCGGGCGUCCAGAGAAGUCUGCAGAGCUCGACUACAUCUGGGCCACUCGUUGGCUCGAUGACAUCGGACUCCCUCAAUACAAGGACCAAUUUAACGAAGGAAGGGUUGAUGGGCAGAUGCUGCGGUACCUCACUGUGAACGACCUGCUAUUCCUCAAAGUGACCAGCCAGCUGCAUCACCUCAGCAUCAAGUGUGCCAUUCAUGUUCUCCAUGUCAACAAGUUCAACUCCAACUGCCUCAAACGCAGGCCCAGCAACGAGAACCAAUUUACUCCCAGUGAGGUGGUGCAGUGGUCCAACCACCGGGUGAUGGAGUGGCUUAGAUCCGUGGAUCUGGCAGAGUACGCACCAAACCUGAGGGGCAGCGGCGUGCACGGAGGGCUGCUGAUGCUGGAGCCUCGCUUCAACUCCGACACGCUGGCCAUGCUGCUCAACAUCCCCCCCCAGAAAACCCUGCUGAGACGCCACCUCACCACCAACUUCAACAACCUGGUGGGAGAACAGGCUCACCGGGAGAAGAGGGAGUACACUGAGGAAGCGGGUUACACCCCACUCAGCAUCACAGCUAAAGUCAAGCCCAAAAAGUUGGGCCUCUCUAACCUGACUCAGCUCCGGAGGAGGCGGGCGGAUGAAUCCACGGACUACGUCUGUCCAAUCGAGUCGUCCUCGCCUCAGUCUGCAGUGAACGGGGGGCGGCCCUACUCCGGCUUCAGAUGCCUGAGCCCGAUCUUGGAUAGAGAGCCCGAACGCUCCAGGGACCAGAAGGCGAUCACAAAGGGUACCAUGUUGCAAAUAGAAGCUCUCUCUGAAAGCAUCAACAACCUCACAGUAAGCACACACACACACACAAACGCACCAGCUGCUGGUAAUGACUCAUGCAGCUCACUCACACACAAGAUGCUCCUCAUGCUUGUAACAGACUUCCAGUGACUCAGAUGGAGAACUGUGGAGGGAGAAACCAUUAAAACCAGUGACUUACUGUGACUGCCCGAGUAAAAGCUGCUAUUUUCAAUGUACAGUCAAACAACAAAUUAGUAAUGUUUACCUUGUUAUUAUUAACAUUGUUACUACAAAAUUAACAACAGACGUUGAACAUUUUAAAUAAUAAUUGGUUUGUUUUAUGACAAAAAAGCUGCUUCUUGUCGCUGAGCUGGCCUGUAACUGGUUGUGCUGUGAGCGGUCAUGUUGACAUGUUAUGUGUAGAAUUUCAGAAAGAGCUGGUAACAUUUUCUACAACUAAUAAUACCUAUGUUGACACUGAUAGUCUUUCUUAUGGUUCUACAUUCCAAAUCAAGACCAUACUUAAAUCCACGUUGACUUGAAAUAAAAAACUUGCUUGGUGUGUUUUUUUUGUUUGUGUUUUAUAAAGCAAGGUGGAGGUCUUAUCCGUUAAUCCCCAGAUCAACUAAAACGAAUUGUGUAAACUGAUCUCAGCUCAGUGCUGAACAACAACUCGUAAGCUAUCUAACCCAUUACCACUCCCAUGAUGCUUUGCUUCCAGUACCUGCUCAGCCGAGACGAGCUGCAGAAGGAGCUGAGGCGGUCUCAGGUGGAUAGUUUGAAGGAUAAUGACCUGAUUCUGUUGGCUCACUAAUGCUGUCAACCCCUGAUCCUCGAGACCUGGCCUAACACUGUGGGGUUGUUACAUCCAGCUGCUCUCACCUCAGAGUCCCUCUGAAGUCACUCUGUGCCGGACUCAGGAGCACCAGUGGAAACAGUCAUCAUGUGCCACUAACAGAAAUCUUUGUUUUCCUUUGUACAAUAACUAUACUGUUACUCAUCAGCCCUUUGGGGUAUUUAUUUUACUGUUUCCUUUGUUUAUCUAUGCAAUGUGCCCUCAAAAGAUAUCGCUGUUUACUGUGUAUACUCUGCUGCUACGUGAAUGGGAAGAAUGGGGCAUCAUGACAAACAUGUGAUAUGCAGAAAGGCUAUGAUAUAUUUGAUGAAAAAAUAAAUGAUCAAAGGUCACAGAGGGAGGUUCAGCCACAUACAUUGACAUUUGUGUUGAGUUCCUCAGGAGGAUCACAUUGAAAUGUAAAGAUACCACCUUUGUGUGUUCACAAAACGCUAUAGAGAAAGAAGAUAAUUCCUCUGGAAUAUGGUUGAUGAUGACCUGAAUUCUCUUCAGCACUGUGUCCAGGGAAAGUGCAUAGGUCAGUUUGAGUUACAGAAUAUUGGAGAUAUUUUUCAGCAUUAAAAAAGUAGAAAUGUAUAACUUCUAAUUAAACACCCAUAGUAGUAGUGGCAGUUGUUGGGAACGGUGUAGGGGCUUGAUAGCUAGCGUGAAUUUACAUCAUUGACAUCAAAAGAAUUAUUAAUAGUCACUAAGAGAAUUUACAAAAUACAAAAAUGUGUAUCUGUGUGAGAAAAGGUAAAAUGUGAGUGAAGGGGCUAGCUGGAAACUAACAACCACAUGGCAGGCUAGCAGAGGUGUGGCUAGGAGCCUGUGUUUUUUCACCAUGUGUGUUCCUUGCAUGGUUAAACCUCUGUCUGUAGGUAAAUCUAUAUGUGUGGAGGCACAUGUGUGGUAUCUGGUCAUGUGUCCGCUGUGCCUCCUGCACGUUGCCCGCCGGCGGCAUGUAAACACCGAGCAGCAUGAAUGAAGCGAACUCACGAGGGGAGUAAAAGGGUAUGCAGGUAUGGGUCUCUCCUCUCCAGCAGAUGAAGUUGGUUGCUCAGUGAGCGCACGUUGGAGAGAAAGAUGCCUGACAGCGGUGUGUGAGAACCAACGAGCCAAGAGACCGAUCCAUUGACAGGGUUCAUAAAAGGAGAACAUACAUUUUACAAUUACAUUACAUUUUCUGCUAUAUAUUUGGGGGGGGACAGAUUGGUAUUUUCUCAAUAUAAAGAAUGCGUGGUUACGUCCUUGCUCAAUGAUAAGGUUUGGUCUGAGACGUGUUGGGCUGGAGAGGACUCCUGACAGCAGGAAAGCCUGAAUUGUUUGACAGAGUCAAACUGUAAAGAUUGUUUGUUGGAGCUACUACAGUCUUUACCUUUCACCGACCAGAGUCGGCUCGCAGAGAAAAGGGUCCUGGAGACGGGUCCUAUAAUCGACGUGAGUCGAUUUGGAAAAGAACGUUUUUAGAGAGGGAGUUUCUCACACAUAGGUGCGAGGACCAGUUCCUUGGGAAGGUGUUAUGUCCUGUAGCAGCAAUGCAUUCUAUUGGUGCGUUUUCACCGAGCGGUACGGUACGGGUCGAGUCGGUACGGGUCGUGUCUGUUAACCAUGAUUUGGCGAGCGUUUCCACCGCCAACAGUACCCUUACUUGAUAGGCAUGGUGUAUUCCAGAAAGUAGUGGUAACGUCACUUGAUAGGUGUGGUAUUGGACGGAAAGUAGAUUGACGUAAUUCGAUCGCGCGAAAACUGAAAGCUAACCGCAAACAACAAUGGAGGACAUACAGCCGAUCCUGUUCUUGCUUCUCAAUAUGUGGCUGUUAAAGUAAAUGCUGCGCAGCGACAUUGUUACGACAGUGUUGUAGUUUAAAAAUGGCGCCUCGUGUGUUGUCUUUCCCCUUGCGGCACGCGCAAAUGACGACACUCUUUCAACCAAUCAACGUUCUACAGUGAGUCUAGCUCCACCCUUUAGUACCAAACAACUGUGCCAGGUACCCCAACCGAAGUGUACCCAAAAAGUGGUACGGUACGGUGCCGAUUUUUGGUACUUUUCUCAACUUUUGGCAGUGGAGACACAAAUAAAAGGGUACCGACCCGACCCGUACCGUACCGCUCGGUGGAAAGGCGCCAUAAUAGUCCGCCUGGGGUUGUAUGCUAUGCUGGGAACACAACACUGGUAAUCAGAUACCAUUGAGCUGAGUUGGGGACGGUGCCACCAUUACAUAAUCCGUUCACUGAAAACACCUACAAGUUCUUAUCUUUCUUGCAAGGCUAAAUGAAUAAAAAGGCACUAUCGCCAUUUGUAUCUUAAAAGUGAUAGAAUGACAUCUUCUAUCCUGAAACCCUCACAUCGGCACAGGAAAAACUCACCCAUAAUGGAAAAGGGGAAGCAGAGUCUGUGAGAGAUGCACAUAUUGACUCGAAUAGCUGGGUCAAGUAUCAGUCAUAAUUGGACGAUCAGGUGUCAGAUACUAUUAUUAAGUUCAGCACAUUUACAUCUUUGUAUUUGUUACAUUUCAUUUUACAGUGUUAACAAAACACCGUGUUAACAAAUUUGGGUCAAGCCUAAUGUUCCCUUACACAUCAGGGUGAUACCAGUCACUUCCACAUCGUGAGACACACAGCUUAUUAAUAAACAAUAGUAUCUGUAAACAGUAUAACUCUGGGUACUGAAAAAGGUCUGUAAGUCCCUACUGUGAUGUGGAAGGGGUAAUUUGUCGCGAUGAGGACACAGAGAAUUCUCACUCAUCGGCAGCUGUUUCCACUGACAAAGGUCCGAUGAACUGAACACUCACACAACAUCAGCGAGACACUGAGGGAAACUUACUGGUGAACACAGUGGAGUACGUAGCAGCUAAAGAGAUACACGUUUUCUAUGGAGAUGGGGUUAAAAGGAUGAUAUAUCAGUUAUAAAAACUGCAAUAGUGUUGAUUAUAGUCAGCAGAGCUUUUAAGACUCCGGGCACUUAGUGAUGCACAAAGCCCCCUGUUUCAGUAUGUUAUCUUUCAGCUUCAUAUUUACAGGCUGGAGAAGAAGCUUUUUGAGUUGCCUUGAUGCAUGACUUGUACAUCUGUCAAUUCUGUCUUCUACUUGCAAGUAUCAUUUAAUAAAUGUAUUGUUUAAUGAUUUUA